Lipotes vexillifer (Yangtze River dolphin) is the source of this 4469-nucleotide messenger RNA. It is a transcript of the gene FYCO1, whose product is annotated as FYVE and coiled-coil domain autophagy adaptor 1. Gene Ontology annotation, molecular function: metal ion binding. Gene Ontology annotation, biological process: positive regulation of autophagosome maturation; plus-end-directed vesicle transport along microtubule. The coding region runs from base 1 to 4413 and encodes 1470 amino acids. The transcript is spliced from 17 exons. The record is from RefSeq and is a predicted model, not a curated record. NCBI's taxonomy places the organism in Eukaryota, Metazoa, Chordata, Mammalia, Artiodactyla, Lipotidae. Gene Ontology annotation, cellular component: late endosome; lysosome; autophagosome.
AUGGCGUCCACCAGCGUGGAGAGCCAGCUGCAGAGAAUCAUCCGCGAUUUGCAAGAUGCUGUGACAGAACUAAGCAGAGAAUUUAAGGAAGCAGGGGAACCCGUCACAGAUGACAGCACCAGCUUGCAUAAGUUUUCUUAUAAACUUGAGUAUCUCCUUCAAUUCGAUCAGAAAGAGAAGGCCACCCUCCUGGGCAACAAGAAGGACUACUGGGAUUACUUCUGUGCCUGCCUGGCCAAGGUGAAAGGAGCCAAUGACGGGAUCCGAUUCGUCAAGUCUAUUUCAGAGCUUCAAACAUCUCUGGGAAAGGGAAGAGCAUUUAUUCGCUACUCCUUGGUGCACCAGAGGUUGGCCGACACCUUACAGCAGUGCUUCAUGAACACCAAAGUGACCAGUGACUGGUACUACGCAAGGAGCCCCUUUCUGAAGCCAAAGCUGAGCUCUGACAUCGUGGGCCAACUCUACGAGCUGACCGACAUCCAGUUUGACCUGGCAUCGAGGGGCUAUGACCUGGAUGCUGCCUGGCCGACGUUUGCCAGGAGGACCCUGGGCACUGGCUCUUCUGCUUACCUAUGGAGACCCCCCAGCCGAAGCUCCAGCAUGAGCAGUUUGGUGAGCAGCUACCUGCAGACUCAGGAGAUGACCUCCCACCUUGACCUGAGCAACCCCUUAAACCACGAGGCACUGGAGGGCUUUGAUGAGUUGCGGCUGGAGCUGGACCAGUUGGAGGUGCGGGAGAAGCAGCUGAAGGAGCAGAUGCAGCAGCGGGAAAGAGAGAACCAGGAGCUGAGGGCGGCCGUCAGCCUGCACGGAGAGCAGCUGCAGGCAGAGAGAGAGAGGGGCCGCGCCGCCGCCGAGGACAACCUUCGCCUCGCCGGUGUGGUGGCCGCGCUCCAGGAGCAGUGGAAGGUCACCCAGGCCACACAGAACACUGUGAAGGAGCUGCAGAUGUGCCUGCAGGCCCUGGAGCUGGGGGCCUUGGAGAAGGAGGAGGAUUACCGCUCAGCCCUGCGGCGGCUGGAGUCCCUACUACAGCCCCUGGCUCGGGAGCUCGAGGCCACACAUGACUCCCUGAGCAGGAAGGACCAGCGCUCAGCUGAUGUCCCAGACCAGCUGGGCGCAGCCGAGCAGAAGGCUGACAUGGCACUGGACACAAAGGGGCGACAAAAGCGCGUCCCCAGUGACUCGCCCCUGGAGACUCAGGAGCUGGGGGAGAAGCUCCUGGAAAGGGAGAGCACCUGGGUCCAGGAGCUCAACAGGCAGCAGAGCACCCAGCUGGAGCAGCUGGCCAAAGAGCUGCAGCUGAAGGAGGAGGCCCGGGCCAGCCUGGAGCGCCUGGUGGAGGAGAUGGCCCCACUCCGGGAAGAGUUGUCCAGGAAGGGGCAGGAGGCAGCCCAGCUCCAGCGUCAGCUACACGAGUCGUUGGCCCACUUGAGCUCCCUGGAGGAAGAGCUCGCGGAGGGGAGGCGGGAGGAGCAGCGGCGGCAGGAGGAGAAGGGGCUGCUGGAGCAGGAGGCCAGGUCCCUGACGCGACAGCUGCAGCUCCUGGAGACCCAGCUGGCCCAGGUGAGCCAGCACGUGAGUGACCUGGAGGAGCAGAAGAAGCAGCUCAUCCAGGACAAAGACCACCUCAGCCAGAGGGUGGGCACGCUGGAGCGACUUGCUGCGCGGUCAGAUCUGCCCGUGGCAGCUGCGGAGCACGGGGCUCUGAGCCCCACCCGGCAGCAGGCCUGUGAGAAGCUGGAGGAGGAGCAGAGGGGCCUGUGGGCGGGACAGGUGGAUGAUCGCAAGAUGCAAGGGGCCGGCCAGGAGAAGACGCUCCAGCAGGCCAGCAGGGAGCUGGAGAAGGAGCUGCAGAACGUGCUGGAGCGCAACCAGCUGUUGGAGGAUAAGCUUCAGGCCCUGCAGGCUGACUAUCAAGCGCUGCAGCAGCGGGAGGCGGCCAUCCAGGGCUCCCUGGCCUCCCUGCAGUCAGAGCAGGCCAGCAUCCGGCACAUGGGAGACCAGAUGGAGGCAAGCCUCCUGGCUGUGAAGCAGGCCAAGGAGACCAUGAGGGCCCAUGUGGCUGAGAAGGAGGCUGCCCUGCAAAGCAAGGAGGCCGAGUGCCAACAGCUGCGGGAGCAGGUGGAGCAGUGGCGGCAGCUAGCGGAGGCCCGGGCCGAGGAAGUCAGGGCGCUUGAGGACCGGUGCCGCCAGCAGACCCAGCUGAUCGAGACCCUCAUGGCAGACAAAAGCCGACAGGAGUUCAGCCCACCACAAGACCACGCGUCCCAGGAGCUAGCAGCCCAGCUGGCCUUGUCUCAGGCGCAGCUGGAGAGCCAUCCGGGGGGGGCCCAGAGACUGCAGGCUGGGGUGCUGGACCUCCAGGCCAAGCUGCAGGCAGCCCUGGGUGACCGGGAGAAGGUGCAGAGCCAGCUGAGCGUGGCCGAGGCCGCUCUGAGGGAGCACAAGGCCCUCGUGCAGCAACUGAAGGAGCAGAACAAAGCCCUCACCCGGGCCCACGUCCAGGAGCUGCUGCAGUGCUCGGAGCAUGAAGGGGCGCUGCAGGAGGAGAGGGCCGGAGAGGCCCAGCGGAGGGAGGAGCUCCAAGUAGUGUGGGAGGAGCGGUCCCAGGCAACAGGCAGCUCCAAGGAGGCGCAGCUAGAACCUGCUGAGCUGCAGGAGCAGCCGCACCGGGCCAACACGGAUAUGGCCGAGCUCGGCAUCCAGGUCUGCGCGCUGACCGCGGAGAAAGAGCCGCUGGAGGGGGCGCUGGCCCGCGCCAUGCAGGAGCUGCAGGAUGCCAAAGAGGCAGCCUCCAAGGAGCGGGAGGGCCUGGAACACCAAGUGGCAGGGCUGCAGCGAGAGAAGGAGAGCUUGCAGGGGAAGCUGAAGGCAGCUGAGGAGGCAGCUGGCUCACUGCCUGGCCUGCAGGCCCAGCUGGCCCAGGCCGAGCAGCAGGCCCAGAGCAUCCAGGAGACUGCACGCCAGGAGCUCGACACCCUCAAGUUCCAGCUGAGCACCGAGAUCAUGGACUACCAGAGCAAACUUAAGACCUCCAGUGAAGAAUGCAGGAGCCUCAGGGGCCAGUUGGAGGAGCAAGGUCGGCAGCUACAGGCCGCCGAGGAGGCUGUGGGGAAGCUGAAGGCUGCCCAGGCCGAUGCGGCAGAGAAGCUGAGCUGCACCAGCAAGCACCUUGCCGAGUGCCAGGCCGCCAUGCUGAGAAAGGAUGAGGAGGGGGCCACCCUGCGCCAAGACUUGGACAGGACCCAGAAGGAACUUGAAAAAGCCACGACAAAGAUCCAGGAGUAUUACAACAGACUCUGCCAGGAGGCGACAGACAGGGAAAAGAAUGACCAGAAGAUGCUUGCUGACCUGGAUGACCUGAAUAGAACCAAGAAGUACCUGGAGGAGCGGCUGAUAGAGCUGCUCAGGGACAAGGACGCUCUCUGGCAGAAGUCAGAUGCCCUGGAAUUCCAACAGAAGCUCAGUGCUGAGGAGAGGUGGCUGGGGGACACGGAGGCGAACUACUGCUUUGACUGCAAGCGGGAGUUCAGCUGGAUGGUGCGGCGGCACCACUGCAGGAUAUGCGGCCACAUCUUCUGUUACUACUGCUGCAACAACUACGCUGUGAGCAAGCACAGCGGCAAGAAGGAGCGCUGCUGCCAGGCCUGCUUCCAGAAGCUGAGCGAGGGCCCCGAGUCCCCCGACAGCACCAGCUCGGGCACCAGCCAGGGAGAGCCCAGCCCCGCCCGGUCACCAGCCCAGGCCGCACCCCAGGCCACCGGAGGCCAAGGUGCUAAUACAGACUGCCGGCCGCCAGAUGAUGCCGUGUUUGACAUCAUCACAGAUGAGGAGUUGUGCCAGAUACAGGAGUCCGGCUCCUCCUUGCCUGAAACACCCACCGAAACUGAUUCUCUUGACCCAAACGUGGCUGAACAGGACACCACGUCAAACUCGCUAACCCCUGAGGACACUGAAGACAUGCCCGUGGGGCAGGAUGCUGAAAUCUGCUUGCUGAAGUCGGGAGAACUGAUGAUAAAAUUACCCCUCACAGUGGAAGAGAUCACCAGCUUCGGGGAGGGCAACAGGGAGCUGUUUGUGAGGUCCAGUACCUAUAGCCUCAUCCCCAUCACUGUGGCCGAGGCAGGCCUCACCAUCAGCUGGGUCUUCUCCUCUGACCCCAGGAGUAUCUCCUUCAGUGUGGUGUACCGGGAGGCAGAGGACACGCCGCUGGAUCAAUGUAAGGUGCUCAUUCCCACAACCCGAUGCAAUUCCCACAAGGAGAACAUCCAGGGCCAGCUCAAGGUCCGCACACCAGGCAUCUACAUGCUCAUCUUCGACAACACCUUUUCCAGGUUUGUCUCCAAGAAAGUAUUUUAUCACUUAACGGUUGACCGGCCUGUGAUCUAUGAUGGAAGUGAUUUCCCGUAGCCUCAAGCACGUGGAUUUUAAUAGUUUCCCAUUACCCACAGGAGACACUACUCUUC